Brassica napus (rape) is the source of this 2353-nucleotide messenger RNA. Its product is annotated as putative F-box protein At4g17200. The record is from RefSeq and is a predicted model, not a curated record. Gene Ontology annotation, molecular function: protein binding. The transcript has a single exon. NCBI's taxonomy places the organism in Eukaryota, Viridiplantae, Streptophyta, Magnoliopsida, Brassicales, Brassicaceae. Bases 365 to 1609 code for a protein of 414 amino acids.
AAUUGUUAGAUAUUUAUAUUAUAGUCCGCAUUAUAAUUUGUGAUAUUAAAAACAUUAUUUAAAAACUAGUUUAAGAUGGGUAUAUAUAUAUCCGUGUAUGCGUGUUUUCAUUAAACCCAAUUAAUUUUAUUAAGCCCAUGAAGAAUUAGGGUUUCGACCUGUUCAAGCACACCUUAAUAUAUAGAAUGAGGGUCAUUAAAGCUCAGAAGCAUGUUACCUUGAUCACUGAUUGCAUGCGUGCAGAUUCAUCGAUCCACAUUGUGAGUUUUCGUGUCACUGUGUUACUAUUUUUGAUUGAAAAUAAGAUAUGUAGUGUUUGAUCUUAUUAAUAUUUCUAUUGCAGCGUUUGUAGAAACUUAUUAAAAUGACAAUGUGCGAUCUUCCACACGAUUUGAUAAGGGAAAAGAUACUCACCAAUGUUCCAAUAACAUCUCUGAGAGCAGUGCGGUGUACUUGCAAAUUAUGGAAUGCAUUAUCCAAAGAAUUUAUCCUUGGUAACGAAACAUCAAGGCAGCAUCAUGAGUUUCAAGGGUUCAUGAUGAUAUCUAAUAAGAUUUGCCCCUUUAGAGUCGAUAUCCAAGGAAUCAUCAGCAAUCACAACAAUUUGGUCGAUCCAUCCACGAAGAAAUUAGAUUUACUUGAUCAAGUCGAGGUAUCUAGAGUAAUUCACUGUGAUGGCUUACUGUUAUGCGUCACCAACAACAACUCCAAACUCUUGGUGUGGAACCCUUAUCUUGCGCAAACAAGGUGGAUCAGACCGAGAAUAUGUUACGAAAAAUCAGACAUGUAUGCUAUUGGUUACGACAACAGCAGUAAGGUCCGUAACUAUAAAAUCUUGAGACUUAGUACUAGUCAUUAUUAUGGCCUAGGCAUUGAGUUGGAAAUCUACGACUUUAGUUCUGAUUCAUGGAGCUUUCUUGGUGUCUUCCCUGACUAUAGAAUAAAUUCUUAUCACAGCCUCGUGAAUUUGGCGGGAUCUACUUACCUUUUUGCUAGAGUGAUCAGAAGAACAACUCGUAAAAAGAGAAAUCAUUAUGAGUAUUUAGCAUCUUUGGAAAAUUGUUUGCUAUGUUUUGAUUAUACAAGUGAGAGAUUUGAACAGCACAUGCCUCCGUUUAGCCCUUAUUAUUAUUAUACGGAUACUGUGGCUUUAUCUACAGUUAGGGAAGAUAAACUUGCUGCACAUAGUUAUGGUUUUUAUCAAUCGUCUGUGACAUUGGAGGUUUGGGUUACGAAUAAGAUUGAGGACAAGGCGGUGUCGUGGAGCAAGUUUUUAAAGGUGGAUAUGGGAUCAAUGGUACCAGUCAGGGAUUUUCUGUGCAAUUGGAAAGCUGAUUUACUCUUCGUUGAUGAGGAGAAUAAAGUCGCUGUGAUAAUCCAUGAAAGCCGAAAUUACUCAACCAAGCUCCAACUAACAGCUUACAUCAUUAGAGAAGAUGGAUACUUCAGAUCUAUGAACAUCGGUGAAGUGAAUUUAAAUUUCUCUAGAAAGCUUAGUGUGCAACAUGUGUUUUCCCCUUAUCAUCCAAGUUUAGUGCAAAUCAACCGACGGUCAUACCGGGGAGAUGGCUGUGCGAAUGGGCAUUCGGAACCUUUGGGUAGAGUCUGACUCGUUAUAUGCAGUCUAGAUGAUUAGCUCCAAGCCCCAUAAGCAUUCCAAAGGAAGAAGGAAAAAAAUAAGAGAUGUCUAAUUUGCCUUGAUUUAUUUCUUGUAUCGUCCGCUUUUGUCUUCUUUUUUAUUUUCAUGUCAUUUUGAAACAUAAGAGUUGUUUCCACUGAGACGUCAAAUAUCAAACCUCUUUUACUAACUCUAGUAGUAUUUUUCCGAGCCUUUACUAGAAGAAGUUGAGAGAUGGCUUGAUUUGAGACACUACCAAACCAGAAUAAAUUGCAAAGCCAAAUCAUUUAGUAUUUUAUAGACCGAUUUGUUAAUUUUUGUUAACACUGCAAACGUAAAAGAGACAAGCAAAGAUCUGCCGAAGAAGAUUUAGAGUUCGGUGAACUUUACAUAGUGAAAUGGACAAGACUCUUGACCCCUCCAACAACACUUCUCAUAGUUAACUUGGUUGGAGUCGUUGCUGGAUUCUCUGAUGCUUUAAACAAAGGUUAUGAAGCUUGGGGACCUUUGUUUGGUGAAGUUUUCUUCGCCUUUUGGGUCGUUCUUCAUCCUUAUCCUUUCCUUAAAGAUCUUGUGGGAAGACAGAACAGAACAGAACACCCACCAUCGUUGUUCUUUUGGUCUAUCUUGCUUGCUUCUGUGUUUUCUCUUGUUUGGGUUCGUAUCAAUCCUUUUGUUUCUAGGACUGGUACAACCUCCCUUUCUGAGAACUGUCUUUUGAUCGAUUGCAAAGAG